UUAUUAUGAAGCUUGUGCUGUCUAUGCAUCCAACACGAGCAGCGACAAGAAGAACCAGCCACAGCUUAUUCAUCUGCACUGCAAACACAGAUAGCAUCGUGAGACAUGGAGAAUGGAACAAAGAAAUGGGGUUUUCAGGCAAAGAAAGGCAUGAACUCAACAGCAUCAAUAUCAGUUCGUGGAGUUCUUAACCGCUUAGCUGAAAAUCUGAACAAAGAAGACAAAAGAGAAGUUAUACCACUGGCUCAUGGUGACCCUUCUGCCUUCCCUUGCUUCAGGACUACACCUGUGGCUGAUGAGGCUAUUUUUGAUGCUGUACGAUCUGCUAAGAACAAUCAUUAUGCUCCAACUGCUGGUCUCCUUCCUGCUAGGAGAGCUGCUGCAGAUUACCUUAACCGUGACCUCCCAUACAAGUUAUCACCAGAUGAUGUUUUUCUCACACUUGGUUGCCUACAAGCAAUUGAAAUUGCAGUAACAGUCUUGGCUGCUAUACCUGGUGCCAAUGUUUUGCUUCCAAGACCAGGUUUCCCAUACUAUGAAGCUUGUGCUGCACAUUGUUGUCUUGAUGUCCGGCAUUUUGAUCUUCUCCCAGAAAAAGGAUGGGAGGUUGAUCUUGAAGCUGUUGAAGCUCUGGCAGAUGAGAACACGGUUGCAAUGGUUAUUAUAAAUCCUGGCAAUCCUUGUGGAAGUGUCUACAGCUAUCAACACUUGGAAAAGGUUGCCGAGACAGCAAGAAAGCUUGGAAUUAUGGUGAUUUCUGAUGAAGUAUAUGGCCACUUGACAUUUGGGGGUACUCCAUUUGUGCCGAUGGGAGUCUUUGCGUCAACUGUGCCUGUCCUUACACUUGGAUCUAUAUCGAAAAGAUGGAUUGUUCCCGGCUGGCGAAUGGGUUGGCUUGUCACAAAUGAUCCCAAUGGCAUCCUUCGAGAUUCUGGGAUUGUUGCGUCAAUCAAGGACUCCCUCAAUAUCUGUUCGGAUCCUCCGACUUUCAUUCAGGCUGCAGUUCCUCAAAUCAUUGAAAAUACAAAGGAUGAUUUCUUUUCGAAAAUUAAUAACAUACUGGGAGAGGCUGCAGACAUAUGCUAUAGAAAAAUACAGGACAUCCCUUGCAUCAUUUGCCCUCAUAAACCAGAAGGUUCUAUGUUUGUAAUGGUAAAAUUGAAUUUGACUCUGUUGGAAGGCAUCGAUGAUGAUGUGGACUUCUGUCUUAAGCUGGCUAAAGAGGAAUCAGUCAUGGUACUCCCAGGAAUUACUGUAGGAAUGAAGAAUUGUCUUCGCAUAACCUUCGCUGUUGAGCCUUCAGCACUUGAAGAUGGCCUUGAGAGGCUGAAAGUCUUCUGCCAAAGGCAUGCCAAGAAGCAGUAAGAUUUCAUCUAAAGUAUCAAGCAGCGAAGAGAAUCAAUAGUUGCUCGUUGAUUCCCAUGCUCCAAUGUUAGAUUUACUAGCUAUUCUGUCAAUAAAAACAGGCUGUGGAGAAGUACAACUUCUCGUCGGAUCUCCAAGGUGUAAUGGCCUGUCAGAAAAUUAGAUCUCUUAAGCUAUAUUGUGAAGUGAUUUUCUUGCCUCAAAAAACCUUUUGACAUUACAUUUACCUGUCUAUUUGGGCCGAGACUAAUCCCAUUUCUAGCCGAGAGCGUGGAGGUGAAAGCCCUCCCAACAAGUACACUUUUAAAGGGGCAGUGGUAGUAUUUGUGUG
This is a messenger RNA of Populus euphratica (Euphrates poplar), 1696 nucleotides long. Its product is annotated as probable aminotransferase TAT2. The transcript has 7 exons. Gene Ontology annotation, molecular function: L-tyrosine:2-oxoglutarate transaminase activity; pyridoxal phosphate binding. The record is from RefSeq and is a predicted model, not a curated record. Gene Ontology annotation, biological process: L-tyrosine catabolic process; biosynthetic process. Lineage: Eukaryota; Viridiplantae; Streptophyta; Magnoliopsida; Malpighiales; Salicaceae. Bases 106 to 1365 code for a protein of 419 amino acids.